AUGGUCGCGACUUCAAUGGCCACACCGCCACCAGCUCGAUCGUCAACUACGGUUGCCCAUGACCACCACCACCACCACCAUGCCACCAAUCCCUCCUCCCCAAGACCUGUUGCUCAACAUGCAUCGGAUAACAAGGUCCAUUCCACACUCCCCUCUCGACGUUUGUCAUUGCCUGAUAUGAGAGAACUACGCUCUGAAUGGGCUCGUCGUGAAGCUCUACAAAUAAACGCCCUACCACCAGGCAAACUACAAAUUGAUUUGCUCAAUGUGCGAUCUGAUGUCAAGGUGAAACGACCCUUUGUACGUUUAAGGAUGGGACCACAGCGAUAUUUUUCAUCAUGUUCCAAGGCGUCGCAUGGAGACUGGAACGAGGGGUUCCUGUUUACGAUAUCCUUCCAUAAUCAGCUGUUUGACACAAUUGAGCUUGAUCUCUUUGACAGACGCAAUGGAUGGCGUUCUAAAACUCGUCAUAUCGGCAAAGCUAAGCUGAGACUCUUGCAACUCAACAAUCGAGAUGAUGUUUUCCUUACGUUCAUUCCGAUGUAUGAAUAUCACACUCGUCGUUAUCUGCCCGCCCAUAUUCAGCUGCCACACAACUUUCUCAAAUCACACAUUCCUCGAUUUCGCACUCAAGAACAAGCGAGUUAUCGUGAACAGCAUCCAAGCCAUCGCAAACAUUCAAUGACACCAUUGAUCGGCUCCGUGCAAGUACGAGUACGCUACUCUUAUCAAAAGCCUCCCGACAUGCAUGAUACACUCUCUCCAGUAUACAAGGAUGCUGAUACGCAUAGCAUAGUCAGCAGCUUUAUGGAUCGUAGCACAUUGGCUUCAUCUCAAAGUGGCAAGAGCAGGAAUAGCGGCAACAGCAUGGUCACCUUGAGCAGCGUAGGAACGCAUAAUACUACUAUGAGCAGUAGCGGUGAAACGACAACGUCAGCAGCAGGCCGUGUCCAUAGCAGCAGCAGUAGCAGUAGUGGUAGCAACAGCAGCGAUGAUGAUGAUGACCACGACAAUGAUGUCACUGAAAAAUCAUCAUCAGAAAUGGAGGACUUUCAUGAUGCGGUUGAACCCAAUCUUGUUCUUGUGGAUGACCCAUCAGCGAUUCCAUCGUCACGAUCUUUGGCCCCACCUCCCAACAAACCAAGUAUUGGAACGAUUGGACGACAAUCAUCCAUUGAUUUGGUCUUUCGGAAGCAGUUGUACAACAAGUUGGCUCGUCGCACAGAAAGUACCCGAAGAUUGGAUACCAGCACGACGACAGCAGCAGCAGCGGAUGCCGCCGCUGGUGGCUAUGGCUUCUCAAGAUCCGACAUGGAGAAUAGGCGACGUACUGUCAAGCGAAAGAAUUCUGAAUCGAGUAUCAGGAGUCAUAACUUUGGAGACAAGAAUUUUGCAUUUCGAUGGAUCAAUGAAUCAUUCGAAGAGGUGGCGCUUGCUCAUCCAAGUCUAGACCGGAUGAUCGGCUUUGUUGUCAGUCCGCAAACUCGAAUCUUGGUCCGUGCUGUUGUCAAGAUCUUUACCGGUUUUGGACAAGGUUUUAGAAUCACGGGGAUUCAGCUGCUCUCGUGUCUUUCACUCUUGCAAAAUUUCUAUGCUGAUAUACCUAGACCACCUCCUGCAGAAAAGGUAUCGGAUCUUAGAUUCCUAGACAAAGCAAACUACUUUUUGGGACAUGCCAUUAUUGCCUAUGGUUGGAGAGGUCUUUCUUAUCUUGGAGAUUAUGCAAAGUACUUGAAAGAUGUCAUGAAGACUCGAUCCAAUAAGGAAGCCAUUGUGCGAUAUCUCAAGAUACCUCAAGAAGACCUUUUGGGAUACGAAUAUGGUCUACGCAAAGGAGCAGUAUUCCAGCCGAGUUAUUUUGUGUCCAUUGAUCGUGGUUAUGAAGCCAUUGUCCUUGGUAUUCGUGGCACAUGGAGUUUAUACGACUGCAUUACCGAUCUUGUGUGCGAGUAUCGGCCAUGGAAAGGUGGACUUGUUCAUGCAGGCAUGCUGGCAUCAGCACAAUGGUUCUUUACGCGCAUCAUUCCACAAAUCUUUCAUUAUAUCCACGAGAAUUGCAAAUCAGAGACACGCCCCAUUUCAUCGUUUAUCAUCACGGGACACUCGUUGGGUGCUGGUACUGCAGCUUUGAUCACCAUGAUGGUUGCUGAUCACAUUGAUGAGCUGAGACGAUUAUCUGACAACCCCAACUUUCAAGUGCAUUGUUACAGCUAUGCACCUGUGGCAUCCGUAUCAUUGGAUUUAAGCGAAAAGUAUUCCGAAUACAUUGACAGCUUUGUAUGUCAAGAUGAUUUGGUGGCACGAUUAUCUUAUGGCACGGCAAGUUGUUCCAAAGAGCUGAUUAUGGAUACAAUGAUCUCUGUCGAUGGUCUCGGUGGCAGUAGCAAGAUCAACUCGGAUACUAAAGCACGCAAGGCUUGUUUUGAUAUCAUUGAGACACGACGUCAAGAGAUCUUUUAUUCAAAUGAGCCUCGUUAUCCACUACUUUACAUCCCUGGCCAAGUAUACCAAUUUCAUCGACAGCCCUCUGAAGGCAACAAAAAGAGACGCGCUUCCACAACCGAUGAUGCAGUGCCAACACGAAGCCCAUCAAAACGAGAAGAAAGUAGCAAAGCAUCAUCAUCACGACGUGCAUUUUCUUUGUUGGAUGAUAUGCCAGUGAGUCAUUCAGAACCAGCAUUAUUGACAUCCAAAUCAAAUGGGAAUGGACGUCCAAGGAAUAACUCGAUCGACGACCCCAAUGACAAUACCAAUCUAUUCACUCUUCACAAAGGAUCGCCUCAAUUAUCCAAAGAAAUGCUCAUCUCAAAGACAUGUCUCGAGGAUCAUAUGCUGGUAACCUAUUUGAAUGCCUUCCAAGCCGUUCGUCAGGAUUGCAUGCGUGAGCUACGACAACAACAAAGAAAGCAAAACGCUGCUGCUACUACUGCUGUGCUUGCAAGUCGUCAAUCUUCUACAUCAUCCAGCAGCCGAUCUGAAUCACCUGUCCCGAGUAUUCAAAUUGAAGAUCCCGAGGGUAAAGUGGAAGUAGCUAAUACCACCAUCACCACCACCGUCACCGUCACCGCUGCCGCUGCUGCUACUGCAUCAUCAUCUUCAUCACCAUCAUCAUAA
Messenger RNA from Lichtheimia ornata, 3114 nucleotides. RefSeq lists its product as uncharacterized. Gene Ontology annotation, biological process: lipid metabolic process. The record is from RefSeq and is a predicted model, not a curated record. The coding region runs from base 1 to 3114 and encodes 1037 amino acids. The transcript is spliced from 8 exons. Lineage: Eukaryota; Fungi; Mucoromycota; Mucoromycetes; Mucorales; Lichtheimiaceae.